CGUGAAUUUCAGUGUACGGCAAACAGAGCCAACCUGUGCAACCUUCGGACCCGGAAUCAUAAUUUUCAAUUAUUCUGCUUCAUCCUAUCGAUCGGCCAUGCUACUCAAUGUGCAUCCCUUGGCCAGCGCUAGCUAUCAUUCCGGUUCAUCGCUCAUCCACCGCUCAUCGCACCGGCUUCUCUUGAAACAGAUGUCGCUGCUGGAGAGAUACAAGUGUGCGGAUUUUCACCGACACCCUCUACACCAGAGCCGAUCGUUGCUUUGCUUCCGUGGCGAACCUCUUUCGAAAUCAUCGUCCAGCAGUUCCAUCGAUGAAAAAAAUGUUCUUACACAGGUUAAACAACAUCAGGAUCAGCGGGCCCAGUUACCAGUUGACAAGCGUAUCAGUCUAUUCGAAACUCUCCGUAACGUGCAAUGGACGGCGACAUUCCGUAGCUGCCGGCAAGGGUUGACGGUACAUGAGGCGUUGCGUAGCAUACGACACCUUCCAGCGAACAUGGUCACCGGUUACUGGAUGGUGAAGAACUCGCGCGAGUACGAACUGACCACUGCGGCCCUGGUAACCACCUGGAAGCUCACAGUUCGCGUCGCCCAUGGAGCUUACUUCUGGUUUGGAGUCUUUCUCGAAUCACGGGAGUACUUUUACCUCCGUUACUAUACGCUACUGUUGCUGGAGCAUACCAUUCGAUGGCUACGGAUCGGACUGAAACUGUCCUUCGAUACGAUGCGCAUGUGGAUUAAGUGA
Messenger RNA from Anopheles aquasalis, 745 nucleotides. RefSeq lists its product as uncharacterized. NCBI's taxonomy places the organism in Eukaryota, Metazoa, Arthropoda, Insecta, Diptera, Culicidae. The record is from RefSeq and is a predicted model, not a curated record.